GGAGGAUGGGUUUUAUAGAAGCGAACACUUGUCGCUACAUAAUGCAAAUGGUUUAUAUAGAAACGAGAAUGCAUUAAUACAUUUUAUUUAAAAUAUAUUAAACAAAUGAUCAAUUAUAGAGGUCCUGACUCCACGGCUGGUUUGAUUGAAUGUGAGAGUUAAUAAUGUAGACAGGGGAGCCUCUAGAUUUUUGAGGUAUGAAGGUAUAAGAUGCUAUGUAACGUCCAAUAUAGUUUAAUUAUAGAUAGAUAUAGCCUGGCUAUAUCUGCUGUGUGGGGAGGCAGUGGAGGGAGUUUAACUUUAUCCUGUGAACAGACUAACGUCUGUUAUCAUGGUUGUCACAGGUUGUCUUUGGCCAGGUGGUAAAUGGUUCUCCAAACACAAAGGCAUCUGGAUGGAGGGGAGGUUUGAAAGAUUUGACAGACCGUGAGCUUUUGAGUCAAGAUAUGUGUGGUUCUUUCCACUGUUCCUUAUUGAUAAUGUACACUACAGUUUUUUUUAUACAGGAUGUAAUGUCUGUUAGGACUCUAUUGCUACAUUGUAUAAUCAACAUUUUGUGACAAGUGCUUCUCCAGUUUAUGCUAUUUGAUCUCAAUAUUGCAUAAUCUUUUGAAAUAUAUGUUGACUGGUUUGGAUUAUGCUACAUUGAUGGUAAAUUAACAGUAAUGUUUUUUUAUUGACUUCUUUCAGCUACAGAGGAAUGCAACAUUUUCACUUUGACAGAUAUGAAGUUGGCAGGCGUUUGUGGAAACAGUCCUCAUGAAUGGGAAGUAGAUCUGCAGGCAGGGGCACAUAACUUGAUGUGAUGUUGGUUGAUUACUUGUGUCCUUAAAGAUAAACCAGUGCAACUGGUACUGGUAGAGUGUAAUUGCCCUGUUUUAUAUGUGUUUCUAGUGGUUGCUCUAUCCCUCCAUCACUGAGCAGCUGAAAGUCUCAGUCUGUACUGAUGGGGUUGUCCCUAACCGUAAGAGGUCAGAGAGUGGGGGGUAUUAAGGUCAUGUUGUGAUACGGGACAGUAAAAACUCUUCCCGUAGACCUAUGUCCUUUUGUUAGGUGUUUUGGGUGUGGCUUUAUUAGAGCCGAACGGAUCAAAACUAUUACGAGUGGGAGUAUAGGCAUAGGUAUUUUUGUUGACAAUCGUGUCUCGUGCUGAAUUUGAAACGUUUGGAGUUUAUGGAAAACGAAUCUCAGUAAGAGGAAGUAGGUGUCCUCAGUGAAACUCGCUUAAAUCGAGACUCCCUACCAAUGCAGUGGUUUUCAACGUGGGCGACACCACGCUGAUAAAUGGAGGUGUUGGAUUGGAGUCGACGACUGAUCCGCGAAUGGGAAACGAGCGGCAUGGAGGAACAGGGCUGCUGCUGCAGACUGGAGGCAGGAAUACAUCGGCAAGACACGGUGAUAGAGCUUCGCCAGAAAACGACACGACUACAGCGAAUGGCCCAGUUUUUAGCAGUGGCGCUCCUUCUACUGACUUCAGUAGCUCUGGCUUUACUGCUCACGGUUGUGCUUGGAGAACGAGGUCGACAGCCCAUGGUGCAGCCUGUCAGCCAUUUAUCAGGCUUCGACCAGCAGCAACUUAAAGACGACAAGAAUCCAAGCGCCAUGCUAACAGCUCCUAACGGCAAUAACACUGAUGGGGGAUAUCUCAAAUGGGAGAAUGAGACUGGAAAUGCCUUCUGUCAGGGAGGUUUCAAGUACUCCAGUGGGAACCUGGUGGUGCCCAGAAACGGCAUCUACAGAGUCUUCCUGCAGAUCACCUAUGAGAGUAAGGAAGACCUCAAGUGUAACAGGGAUGAAGUCUUGAGACUCAUCAACAAGGUGCUUUUUAUCCGGGAUACUUACGAUGAAGAUGUGUGUCUCCUGUCAUCAGUCGACACAGUGAGUUGCAGCAUGGAACAGUGGAGUAAAUCCCUCUAUACGGCCGGCUUGUUUUUCCUGGAGGCUAACAGCAGACUGCAUGUGACAUCAUCACGCCCUGAACUUAUUGUUAAGAAACAAUACCAGGUGCUCUUCGGUGCUGAACUUCUGCAUCAGUAAUCUGGUCAGACAGUUAGAAUCACAGAAACCUGAUUUUGAGGUUGUUUGCACCUUCAACUCAAUGGAAAUUUGUUGGAAGAUACCAGUGUAGAUUUAUGGUUUCCUUUUACUAUUACUGCUCAUGAAAAGUCACUGAUGAAUUUGCAACAUCAAGAAGCUAUUAGUAUCUGCUCAACUUGCUUUAUAAGCUGCAUUGUUUGUAACUCAUUAAUAACAGCUCACAGAUGCUUCUUUUAUUCUAAAGAGCAUCUAUAUUUUCCUAACAACAUCCCUAACAAUUGUAACUCCACAUGCCUUUGGAAGACUAGGCACUGUCAACUGUACUAAAUAGAUCCUGUAACUUAUUUUCUAUGUGAUUUGAAUAAAAGUAAGCAUUUAUUAUGUUAUGAUCUUUAGUGCAGAAACAAGUUGAUUAAUUGAUUGUGAGAAAAUAAAUUGAGCAAUUUUGAAAAAUGUAGUUGGGGGUGGAAAAUAAUUCCAGCUUGUCAUAGGUGAGCAAUAUCAAUUCAAUAUCAUCAUAUUCAUCAUGUUCAAUUGAAUAUCUUUGAAUUUGAAGACAACGCAUUGGGCUUUGAAAAUAGCGAUGGGCUAUUGAAAAUUUUUGGACAUUUUACUGACUAAAAAAUCAAUUAACCAAAAAAUAAUGAACAGAUUGAUCUGUUGUCCUGAUAAUGGCACUAGAAGAAAUUGAAAAGGUUUAUUCCCUUGGGAGUAUGAAAGGGCUCAGAGAUGCCAUGGCGACCUGCUUAUUAGAUGUUAAUAUUUUCUGUUUACAAGUGGAUGGUAUUAUUAUUAUUAUUAUUACUGUCUUAGCAACAGCUGUUUCGUCUAAAUCCCUUUGGAUUCUGUGGAGCCAAUCAGAAAUGUCAGUUUUUUUGUUGCAGUGAAAGUUUCAUCUUUUAAAAGGAUAGCAUAAUAUGCUGGCCCUUGCUGGAAAUAGUGACCUCUGUCCUUAUUUGGCCAACCUGCAAGUAUUUUUUUCACUGUUUUAACCAGGUCACGUUUUUGAUAGCUGUUACUGAAAAUGGUUAACAGUAGGUCAGUCUAUUAAACCCUGUGAAAAAACUUUCACUAUGAUUUAAAACGAGCCGUUAACCGCCAUUUCAAUAAGGAGAUAUUAAUUGGAAACGUGCAAAGUUGGGCGUACCUUUACGGUCAUUGGCAUAAAGCAUCUUCAUUAAACGUAGGCCCAUGAUGAUAGGAGAUAGGUCAGAAUGACUGAAUUGCAAUGAUAAAUAAAGAGCAACAUCCAGUGACAGAUUGGCUCAAGGAACACUUUGACAGCACUUUGUAACACUAGUAUUAAGAGAAUUAUUAGGAGAAGUCAAGUGAUAGGUUUGAAGAGUAGUAAACAGAGCAGUUAUUUGUUGGGAUUUGUUGGGUCUCUGUAAUUAAUAUUAUAAAGAGUACGGUGUAGAGCUGCUCUAUAGGAAAAGUGCAAUGAGAUAACUUCUGUUAUGAAUUGGCGCUAUAUAAAUAAAUUGAGUUACUGGUAAAUUAUCAGUCCUGCUGCCAACAUUUUUGUGGUAUGUCUAAAGGUGUUAUGGCUUAUUAAAUAACAAAGAUGGAAAAUGCAGAACUACUUUCACCACUGCCAAAGACAAAAUAGUCAUACUUUUUAAGUUUGGUUUGGCCUUUCCAGUGCCACAGAAGUAGGUCCAUGUGAGCCAGGGAAGGGCAAAUUUGUACACUCAAUUCAUGGAUAUUAUAUUACCCCUGUUGUGAAACUUACCUAUGAAACAGAAUGUGCUGGAAAGGUAAAAUAUAUGAAAUGCCUGAAAUGUUGGGUACACAUACACAGGACUGGCUGCAUGUCUGACUCAAGAUGCUCGAGGAAUGUCAGAAUACUCUGCUGUAGAUCUGGUGAUGGAUUUGUGUGUGGAUGAAUUGGACUUUUCUCACCACGGGGCUCACUGUAAGCUGAUACAAAUAUAUGGAAAGGGUUUUCUGUUUAUUUUUUAACAUGCAAGGUGAUGUUGUCCAUGUAUGCUAAUAUAGGCCUAUUUAACAAGGUUUUAUUAUUUUUUUUGUUAUUUAAUUAUUUAAUUCAUUGCUUGCUGGGCACUGUGGGUUGGUGCUAUGCAAAUAGACGUUUUCCUACUUUGAAAGAAAUGAUCAUAUGAUUUGUGAUUGUUUUAUAUUUGUAUGUGUGUGUUGUGCAGAGUUUCUAAAAAAAAAAGUUAAUAAAAAACAAAACAUUGA
Molecule: messenger RNA, 4239 nt
Organism: Siniperca chuatsi (mandarin fish)
Lineage: Eukaryota; Metazoa; Chordata; Actinopteri; Centrarchiformes; Sinipercidae
Exons: 4
Coding region: 1285-2037 (250 amino acids)
Biological process (GO): immune response
Cellular component (GO): membrane
Molecular function (GO): tumor necrosis factor receptor binding
Source: RefSeq, a predicted model, not a curated record